UCGAUACGGAGAAUUACAUAGCUACUGUAGUUUCGAUUUUUCCAGCCCCAAAUAAAUUUUCUGUUUGCAAAAAAAUAAGCGCUUUUGUGCAACGAAAACUUUACAAAUGUGGUCGCUUUAAGCAAGCAGCAAAAUUGCAUUUUCGAAAUUUUCCGCCUGCAGCUGGCCCUGGACGUGCUUUGUAUCCGUGGAGAACAGAGAAGCAAAGAUAGACGCCGUGUGGGGUUGGGUUGCUUCCGCCCCGCUGCGCUUAGCGGCGAACAGAAUGGGCGACCUUCCGGGCUCCACGGGCGGAGGAAGUGGGCCAGCUGCAGCCGGAAAUGCAAGUGGAAAUGCUAACUCUGCAGGUAACACAGGCCUUGGUGUGGCCGGCACCACGGGCGUCGACCGUCCACCAUCCCCGGCCCGUCUCUCCCACACAUCCGAGAAGCAUCCAAAGGUUACGCUGACCGAGCUCAAUAUGCUGCGACGCCACCGCGAGCUUUGCGACGUUGUGCUCAAUGUGGGCGGACGCAAGAUAUUCGCCCAUCGGGUCAUUCUGUCCGCCUGCAGCUCCUACUUCUGUGCAAUGUUCACGGGCGAGCUGGAGGAGUCACGCCAAACAGAGGUCACCAUACGAGACAUCGACGAGAAUGCCAUGGAGCUGCUCAUCGACUUUUGCUACACGGCCCACAUCAUUGUCGAGGAGUCCAACGUGCAGACACUGCUGCCUGCCGCCUGCCUGCUACAGCUGGUCGAGAUCCAGGACAUUUGCUGCGAGUUCCUCAAGCGCCAACUGGAUCCAACCAAUUGCCUGGGCAUACGAGCCUUUGCCGAUACACACUCCUGCCGUGAGCUGCUUCGCAUUGCCGACAAAUUUACACAGCACAACUUCCAGGAGGUGAUGGAGAGCGAGGAGUUCCUGCUGCUGCCCGUCGGCCAACUGGUGGACAUUAUCUGCAGCGACGAGCUUAACGUACGCUCCGAGGAGCAGGUCUUCAAUGCAGUCAUGUCCUGGCUCAAGUACAAUGUGGCUGAGAGGCGACAGCACUUGGCACAGGUACUCCAACACGUCCGUCUGCCUCUACUCUCUCCAAAGUUCCUGGUCGGCACUGUGGGCUCCGAUCUGCUGGUGCGCAGCGACGAGGCCUGCCGGGAUCUGGUGGAUGAGGCCAAGAACUAUCUGCUGCUGCCGCAGGAGCGACCACUGAUGCAGGGACCACGCACCAGACCCCGCAAGCCAACACGCCGCGGCGAAGUUCUGUUUGCCGUGGGUGGCUGGUGCUCCGGCGAUGCUAUUGCCUCAGUGGAGCGCUUCGAUCCACAGACCAAUGACUGGAAAAUGGUUGCACCCAUGAGCAAGCGACGCUGCGGCGUGGGCGUGGCCGUUCUCAAUGAUCUGCUCUAUGCUGUGGGUGGCCACGAUGGCCAGAGCUACCUGAACAGCAUCGAGCGCUACGAUCCGCAGACGAAUCAAUGGUCCUGCGAUGUGGCACCCACCACCUCAUGCCGCACCAGUGUGGGCGUGGCCGUGCUGGAUGGCUUCCUGUAUGCUGUGGGUGGCCAGGAUGGUGUCCAGUGCCUCAAUCACGUGGAACGCUACGAUCCCAAGGAGAACAAAUGGUCCAAGGUGGCUCCAAUGACCACACGACGUCUAGGCGUUGCGGUGGCCGUGCUUGGCGGCUUUCUCUAUGCGAUUGGAGGCUCGGAUGGACAGUGUCCAUUGAAUACAGUAGAGCGCUAUGAUCCUAGACAAAACAAAUGGGUGGCCGUCAGUCCAAUGUCGACGCGUCGCAAGCACUUGGGCUGUGCGGUGUUCAACAAUUACAUCUAUGCCGUGGGCGGGCGAGAUGAUUGCAUGGAGCUCUCGUCCGCUGAGCGCUAUAAUCCAUUGACCAACACCUGGAGUCCCAUUGUGGCCAUGACCUCGCGACGCAGCGGGGUUGGUCUGGCCGUGGUGAAUGGACAACUGUACGCUGUGGGCGGCUUUGAUGGCUCCGCCUAUUUGAAGACCAUCGAGGUGUACGAUCCAGAGACGAAUCAAUGGCGUCUCUGUGGCUGCAUGAACUACCGCCGCCUGGGCGGUGGCGUGGGCGUGAUGCGUGCACCUCAGACUGAGAAUUAUAUGUGGUGCGAAAACAGUUUUAAGCAGCAACAGCAGCAACAAGUGCAUAACACUAAUAAUACCCCAUCCCAAUUAACAUCGUAACUUUGCUCGUUUCACUGUCAUUCAUUUGUAUGUUUGUCUUUUGUCUUCUCUUUCCUCCCUCCCGAUCCCCCUGCUUACUCACAUGCUAACAAAUGAAGGAUACGCAAGGAUUCUGUUGUCUGAUGGGAGAAGCAUCCGCCGUCGUUGACGUUGCCAUCGCAAACGUUGCCGCCGCCGCAUUUCUACUAACAAUUGAAGCCAAAUUUCGAAUGCCCCACAAACCCAUCUCCCUCCCCCAUCCAUUGUUUAGCAGUUUUGUCUGUGAAGUGUACUAUGUGUUAAUUGUUUAUGUGGUAGAGCCUAAGCCUCAACUUUCCCCAUCCUCAGAUUAGUAUUAAGAGAGUUAUAUAAGAGCCACCAACUAAACCCUGAAACUCCUCCACCAACCAUGCCCAUGCCCCCACACUCCCCAUUGUAACUAAUAAUACACCUAUGGUAGAAUAUAUAUAUAUAUGUAUAUGUUUAAUGGUAAGCAGCUAUAAUUGAUAGACGAACUCGAAAUCGUAAUAAUUAGAUUGUUGCUGGUUGGAAUUUCAUGGAAAUUGCUAACGCCGUGCCCCAUGCCUUCUUUUCGGAAACAAAGUUAAAAACAAAACUAAUAACUAAAAAUCAAAUCAAAUGCUAAACUAAAUUCAGUUAAUUUAUUUAUUGGAAAAAUGAGCUCUAAAGUCAAGUAACAAAAUUGGUAUUAAAAUAAUUGAAGUAUUAAGCAAAUUAUUUAACGCCCCCUGCCUCUACCUUAUUUAUUAUUAUUUUCCAACCCCCUGCCCGGCCUCUCUUCAGCUACUUGUCAAUAGGACAGACAGUUCUUCGUUUGAUAGGAUUUCAAGUAGAGUAAAAAAUGCUUAAAAGCUUAAAAAUACAAAUGGGAUAACAAAAAAAAAACCAAUUACAGUUGCAAAUGAACAAAAAAGUCUUAAGAUAGCCCCCAAGAAACAUUUCAAUAGUUAAAUUAAAUAAUUAACAAUUAAAUUUAAAGUCUACGCCUAGUUCUAAGCCUACAAAUUUUAAUAUUGUUAAUCGUAGAUUGAAUGCCGAUGAAGAUGAAGCCCGAACCCCUGGCUGACCACUCGACACAUCGAGUUUUAACGUUUUAUUGUUAAACAAAGUUUGACCUGGAUCUGCUGGGUGAUGGAAACUCGAACCAACUUGGAAUUAUUCAUUGGCAAAGGAAAAUCCUCUCCUUUCCUAUUUUGUUAUUUCAAUUGAACAAAUGUUCUUUAUUUAUUUAUUGUACGCUUUUGCAUCUCAUUGUAUUGUAUUGUAUUUAGUUGUAUUUUUAAUUAUUGUGCACCUUUGUCAUUAAUUUAUACCUGUUGUUGAGACGAUGAAAGCCGUGAGCAAAUCGUAUGGAACUUUGCUUCCACAUUGACGAAUAAGAAUAGCAUUUACAAAACGAAAACGAAACCUUAAUUGUAUGUUAGAAUUAAGAAUGAGAUAAACAAAAAACUCUCACACCCACACACACACACACCAAGCAAAGAUUAAACAAUAUAAAUUGAUUGAUA
Messenger RNA from Drosophila guanche, 3696 nucleotides. RefSeq names its product kelch-like protein diablo (gene dbo). The coding region runs from base 266 to 2188 and encodes 640 amino acids. The record is from RefSeq and is a predicted model, not a curated record. NCBI's taxonomy places the organism in Eukaryota, Metazoa, Arthropoda, Insecta, Diptera, Drosophilidae. Gene Ontology annotation, molecular function: protein binding. The transcript is spliced from 6 exons.